This is a messenger RNA of Medioppia subpectinata, 840 nucleotides long. The record is from the annotation of a GenBank genome assembly. NCBI's taxonomy places the organism in Eukaryota, Metazoa, Arthropoda, Arachnida, Sarcoptiformes, Oppiidae.
GCAUUCACUCUCACUCUCUCUGAUUGUGUGAAACGUGUUUGCAUUGAGAGGACAGGCAUUGCAUUCAAAGCGCACAUGUUUUCCAUGUUUUAAAUCAUUUGCCAUUCAUUUCAUUAUUAGUGCUCUUUUUGGACGAAAGCAUUGCAUUUGAUUGUGAUUUCAUUGCCUAUAAAUCCAUUCAAUUAUCUCUUAAUUGUUUUAAUCGUUGUAUAAAUUGUUGACAAAAUGUUUUGGGGCGUAACUCUAGAGACCGGUAAACGGUAUUCACAACGAGUGGAGGAGUCAUAUCACCUGACAAUGGCUGCGUUGGAACCGCCAUCCGCUGACAAGACUGUCUCCAAACACGUGUCUAUAAUGGUUGAGCAUCAGAAGUCCGAUUACAUGAUCUGCACGUUAGAGCCGAACCGCAAUCUUCAGUGCCAUUUGGACCACAUGUUUGUCGAGGGAGAGGAAGUGACUUAUUAUCUGGUGGGCGACGGAACCGUUCAUUUGACCGGAUAUCUGGUCGGCGAUCCCUACGACGACUUUGACGAAGAGGGAGAUGAAGAGGACGAAGAAAGCAGUGACGAAGAGGUGUCCACUCCUCAGACCAAGAAUGGGAAGCGUAAGAAUGAAUUGCUCGACAGCUCUCCCGAAAGCGCCGACGACUCGGCGGAAGCGGUGGGCAAAGAGAAGCCAAAACAGCAACAAAAUCAGUCGAAACAACAAAAUCAAGCGAAUUCUCCGCAGAAACAGCCAAACAAUCAACAGAAACAGUUCGGAAGCGCCCAAAAGGGCGGCUUUCAGGGCAACCAACAGAAAGGCGGUCAACAACAGAAGGGACAGUGGAACCAAUCCGGA